Messenger RNA from Bombus pascuorum, 711 nucleotides. Its product is annotated as probable oligoribonuclease. NCBI's taxonomy places the organism in Eukaryota, Metazoa, Arthropoda, Insecta, Hymenoptera, Apidae. The transcript is spliced from 4 exons. Bases 97 to 657 code for a protein of 186 amino acids. The record is from RefSeq and is a predicted model, not a curated record. Gene Ontology annotation, molecular function: 3'-5'-RNA exonuclease activity; nucleic acid binding. Gene Ontology annotation, cellular component: mitochondrion.
UUAUAAUAUACUAUAAUAUAACUAUUAUAAAAAAAAAUCCUUUUCCAAGAAUAGUGAUAAACAGAUCUUAUAUUUUAGAUCUCAUCAAGCGUAAAUAUGGCAUAUAACAACCGUGAUUGCAUCGUAUGGAUAGACACAGAAUUAAGUGGACUCGAUAUAGAGAAGGAUACAAUUUUGGAAGUUGCUUGUUUGAUAACUGACAAAGAUUUGAAUAUUAUAAGUGAAGAAUUUAAUGUUGUAAUUAAUCAACCAGAUGUAGUGUUAGAAAAUAUGAAUGAAUGGUGUACUAACUGGCAUACAAAGACUGGUCUGAUAGCAGAAUCUAAAUGUAGCAAACUUAGUUUAAAGGAUGUAGAGCAAAUGUUACUUAACUUUUUAAAAAACUACAUUCCAAGUAAAAGUUGUCCUCUAGCGGGUAAUACAGUUUACAUGGAUCGUUUAUUCCUACUAAAAUUUAUGCCAUUAGUCAAUGAUUAUUUACAUUAUAGAAUUAUUGAUUGCAGUGUGAUUAAAGAAUUAGUAAGGAGAUGGAAUCCAACAAUUUAUAAAAAUAUGCCAGAAAAGAAAGCUUGUCAUAGAGCUUUAUCUGAUAUCAAAGAAAGUAUAAAUGAACUAAAAUAUUAUAAAACGAAUAUAUUUACAGAUUUUAUGAUGUAGCACUCAGGUUCAUAUUCUAUGGGAUACAAUCCCUCAUGGUUAUCUUUACAAAUA